Messenger RNA from Linum tenue, 588 nucleotides. The record is from the annotation of a GenBank genome assembly. Lineage: Eukaryota; Viridiplantae; Streptophyta; Magnoliopsida; Malpighiales; Linaceae.
AUGGCGGCGGUGAGAGUGGCGGCGGAUUACCCGAAGAAGCGGGCGGGUCGGCGGGUGUUCAAGGAGACGAGGCACCCGGUUUACAGGGGUGUGCGGAGGAGGAACAACGACAAGUGGGUCUGCGAGCUCCGCGACCCGAACCGGAACUCCAGGCGGAUCUGGCUGGGCUCGUACCCGACUCCGGAAAUGGCGGCCCGGGCUCAUGACGUGGCGGCGCUGGCCUUCCGCGGGGUGUCCGCGUGUCUCAACUUCGCGGAUUCGGCCUGGAGGCUUCCCGUGCCGGUUUCGGCGGAGGCAGGGGAUGUCAGGAAGGCUGCUGCCCUGGCGGCGGAGAUGUUCCGGGGCUGGGAAUCCGGAUCGGAUCAGGAUUUGGAUUUUGGUGAAGAUAGUAACGAUGAAGAGAAGGAGGAGAAGAAGAGAAGUACUUAUUGCUUUGUGGAUGAAGAAGCGAUAUUUGAUGUUCACGGGUUGAUCGCCGGGCUCGCGGAAGGGCUUCUAAUCCCUCCGCCGGAUUAUGUUCAGGCGGAGGAAGAAGAAGAUGAAGGGAGCUGUUUUGAUCCAUUGAUUCUCUGGAAUUAUUCUAUUUAA